Messenger RNA from Cloeon dipterum, 3012 nucleotides. RefSeq names its product exostosin glycosyltransferase 1 ttv (gene ttv). Gene Ontology annotation, cellular component: membrane. NCBI's taxonomy places the organism in Eukaryota, Metazoa, Arthropoda, Insecta, Ephemeroptera, Baetidae. The coding region runs from base 242 to 2449 and encodes 735 amino acids. Gene Ontology annotation, molecular function: glycosyltransferase activity. The transcript is spliced from 9 exons. The record is from RefSeq and is a predicted model, not a curated record.
GGAAGCUGGUCAACUCAAACUCGCGAGUCCGCCCACCGAGCAAGAGCGACGGAGCGAGAGGACGACGAGCGUGAAAUGUUUACAUUAGAGUGGUGACCACCUCGUUGGUCGACGCGAGCCACGAUCAAGCCAGCAGGACGAAGGUCUGACAGAUGCGGCCGGCCCCCGCGAAACGGCCUCCGGAGGCGAGAUAGCGGCCCCCGACCCCCGCCGAUGAGCGGCCGCCGACGCACUUGACAAAAUGCAGGCCAAGAAACGCUACCUGCUGGUGCUGCUGUCGUGCGCCUUUCUCGCCUACUGUUACUUCGGCGGAUACCGCCUCAAGUCGGGGGCAGAGCCGCCCCCGCAGGCCCCCGACGCCCCCGCCCAGCCCUCGUUCCUCGCCGAGGACGUCGCCCUGAACGCCGACCGCGACCUCGCCUUCUCCCCCAGCGUUCGAAGGCAGAGCCAUGGUCGCGUGCAGGAAAACCCGCUGCGCCAGUGCCGCAUGGAGACGUGCUUUGACGUGUCUCGGUGCCGCGGCGGUGAGCUCAAGGUGUACGUGUACCCGACGGACGCGGCGCCCGAACCUAGUCCGACAUAUCGCAAAAUACUUAACGUAAUCCUCGAGUCGCGCUACUACACGCCCGACCCGCAGCAGGCGUGCCUCUUCGUGCUCGCCCUCGACACCCUGGACAGGGACAGCCUGUCCGGCGACUAUGUGCGCAGCAUGCAGUCACGCGUCCAGCACCUCGAGCACUGGAACGACGGUCGCAACCACCUCAUCUUCAACCUCUACGCCGGCACGUGGCCAGAAUACGACAUGAACGACCUCGGAUUCGACAUCGGUUACGCGAUGUUGGCGAGAGCGAGUGCGCCGGUGUCGAUCCUGCGCCCAGGCUUUGACAUCUCGAUUCCACUUUUCCACCGCAACCACCUGGAAAAGGGUGGCGAGCCGGGUCUGGUCAACGCGGUCAACUUCCCCGGCACCAAGAAGUACUUGCUGGCCUUUAAGGGCAAACGCUACGUGCACGGCAUCGGCUCGGAGACACGCAACUCGCUGUACCACUUGCACAACAGCCGCGACGUCAUCCUGGUGACCACUUGCAAGCACGGUCGCAGCUGGAGGGACCUGCAGGACGAGCGAUGUGAUGAGGACAACGCUGAGUACGAUAGGUACGACUAUGAAGUGCUCUUGCAGAAUUCCACGUUUUGCCUUGUGCCUCGAGGUCGUCGACUUGGCUCUUUUAGAUUUUUAGAGGCCUUGCAAGCAGGCUGCAUUCCGGUGCUGCUCGCCAAUGGCUGGGUGCUGCCGUUCGAUUCUGUCAUCGACUGGUCCCUGGCCGCCGUUUGGGCCGACGAAAGACUGUUGCUGCAGGUGCCAGAUUCAAUCCGUUCAAUAGAGGUUGCCAAGCUGAUCUCUCUGAGACAGUGGACGCAGAUCCUGUGGGAGAGGUACUUCUCAUCAAUCGAAAAAAUCGUGCAUACGACCCUCGAGAUUGUGUUUGACCGAGUGUCCCAGGAGAUCGCGGGCUCAAGGAGCGGGCUUAUCUGGAACUCGGCGCCCGGUGCUCUUUUCUCACUGCCUCAGUUCUCGGACACGUGGUCGCAGUACCCCUUCUACACAGAAGCUUUAGGCUCUGAAGUCGGCCCCAACUUCACUGCGGUGAUCUACUCGCAUCCUGCCACUACUAACAUUUCACCAAAUGCUAACACGCCACUAAUAAGACUGCUAAAAAGCCUUGGGAAGUCUCUUCAUUUAUCCAGGGUGAUAGUCCUGUGGUCAGUAGAGCGGCCACCCCCGCCAAGAUCGCAUUGGCCCAUCCUUCCUGUUCCUCUGACAAUUUUGCACAACACUGCGGGCAUUUCGGCCCGUUUCCGGCCGCAGCCGCUCAUUGAAACGGCCGCAGUACUUUCCUUGGAUGACGAUUCUCUCUUGUCGACCGAUGAGAUCGACUUCGCCUACAACGUUUGGAGAUCGUUUCCAGACAGAAUAGUUGGAUACCCCGCCAGGUCACAUUUUUGGGACGACGCUAAGGCCACUUGGGGCUACACUUCGAAGUGGACGAACGAUUAUUCUUUAGUGUUGACCGGUGCUGCUUUUUAUCAUCACUACUAUCACCACCUGUACACGUACGGCCUAGGGCCGCUUCUUCAUAAAACAGUCGAGCAAAGUCAGAAUUGCGAGGAUAUUCUGAUGAACUUUUUAGUCAGCCAUGUGACCAGGAGGCCGCCCAUAAAGGUGACUCAGCGCAAGGUCUACAAGGAGAACCCUGCUAGUGGCUCCAGAUCGCCGUGGAACGAUCCUGACCACUUCGUGCAGCGGCAGACCUGCCUGAAUACAUUUGCAGCCGUCUUCGGUUACAUGCCACUGUUACGUUCCAAUAUGAGACUUGACCCUGUCCUUUUCAAAGACUCAGUUUCUAAUAUGCGCAAAAAGUACCGCCAGAUCGAACUUGUUAUGAGCUAGCACUGCGCUGCCAUUUGUUGAUAAUGCCAUAUUACAUUAAUUUUUAGUGAGUAAUCGCCACACAUGAAUUGUUGAUUUCUUUCUUUGUGCCCUAAAUCAAACUAGAAAGACUACUAUUUUUUGUACAAGCCCUGAAAACUGUUUGAACAGAACAAAAUGUAUCGCACUUUCCAUUUUUACUUGUCCUGUUGUUAUCAUGUGUUAGUGCACUGUGAUUUUUAUAUUUUUAAUUUUCUUCAACGUGUAAUGGAGCUAUCUUUCUUACUGCCCGUCGUCUUGAAUUUAAGUGCAACAAACGAGUUUUUACUACACUGAACACAAGUGAGACACUUGUAAUGAUAGUGCCCCCACACUUGCAUGUAUUUACUCUUCUCUCAUCGCCUCAAAAUGCGCAUUCACAUACUUCCAUACGAGAAACAAACCAUAUCUUAUGCUUCAUGUAAUCACACACCACCUUGUAACUGUUUAUCGACUUUUAAGUUGUUUCUUUUGGUACUGCCUAAUAAUGGUAAUGAUGACGAUAACAAUAAACUAAUUUGUUUAAAUAAAAUUGUAAAAUUGAA